Menidia menidia (Atlantic silverside) is the source of this 1438-nucleotide messenger RNA. NCBI's taxonomy places the organism in Eukaryota, Metazoa, Chordata, Actinopteri, Atheriniformes, Atherinopsidae. The record is from the annotation of a GenBank genome assembly.
AAAGCAGAAGGGAUUGGACAGCGCCGGGGCCAAUAGGUGGGGGGAGUAGGCAGGUUAUUUGAACUCCUCUCACAGCUCAGCUAAAACCAGACAACAUCAUCGAACUUUCUGAAACAUUUUUUGCCCCCGAGUACGUGCCCGCCUGUUAUCUGCUCCCUCGGACGACCUCCUUUGUUGUGCUUUUUUACUUAACUGAGCAACCCCGGUGGGGAAUGGGAGUCUACGGUGGGCGCAUGAACCCGGGAGUCUACUGAUGCACCUGCCCACCGAGGGGGGAACCGCCGCGCGUCUGAGAAUGGACGAGGCCGCCGCCACGAGGUCCGAGGCUCCGCUUCAAUCGGAGGACGGCGGGAGGGAGGACGGGAGCAGAUAUAGCCGCCCGGACCUGCAGCAGACGGCUUUAACAGACCCACACCCACACCACGCGGACCUGCUGCCAGGCCGGGACGCCAGCGAAAACAGCUCCGCCUUAAAGUACAGAAGACCCGGAUCUCGUCUGAGCGGGGUCAAGGUGCGGCACAAGAGGCAGGUGCUGCAGGACAUGGCCCGGCCGCUCAAACACUGGCUCUACAAGCACCGGGACAACCCCUACCCCACAAAGACGGAGAAGGUCCUCCUGGCUCUGGGCUCGCACAUGACGCUGGUGCAGGUUUCCAACUGGUUCGCCAACGCCAGGAGGAGGCUGAAGAACACGGUGAGGCAGCCGGACCUGAGCUGGGCCCUGAGGAUCAAGCUGUACAACAAGUACAUCCAGGGCAACGCCGAGAGGCUGAGCGUGUGCAGCGGCGACACGGACUCGGGCGAUGAAGACUGCAACCUGCCGGCUCCCAUCGGCCAGUCCGGCUUCGGGCGGCCGGCGCCCCUCCAGGAGCAGGGCGCCGUCCUGGCCAUCGCCGAGGGCGACGACGGCGCCUCGCCGCCCUCCAAGUACAAGAGCAGCCUGCUGAACCGCUACCUGAACGACACGCUGCGCCACAUGAUGGCGGCGGAGGCCGGGGGCAUGGCGGCGGCGGCGGCCCGAGCCAGGAGGAGCCACUCCGAGUCCUUCAGCUCCAACGACGGCGACCGCGACGUGGCCUCGCCGGCCUCCUCCUACGAGACCGAGGCCAACUUCAUCUACCGCAUGGGUGAGAGAACUCCCUUUUUUUUGGGCCAGCCCCAGGGCCGGGGCCCCCAGGCCUGGAGGGAGAUCCACGCCGCCGUGGCCCUCACCAGCCUGGCCCAGGGGCCCAGCUCGGCGGCCGACCAGAGCGCCCCCCCCGUCGCCCGGGAGCCCUUCUGCCUCUCCAGGACGGCCGUGGCGGACAGGGGGUUUGUGGGCGGGGCCCCAUCGGCCCCCAGGCCGCCGGCCCAGGCCCUCACGAGCCGCAUCAUCCAGAGGUCCUCUCACAUCUCCGAGGUUCAGACUGUCAAAGUUUCCCUGGCCAACAGCGGCUAA